Messenger RNA from Funneliformis mosseae, 1398 nucleotides. NCBI's taxonomy places the organism in Eukaryota, Fungi, Glomeromycota, Glomeromycetes, Glomerales, Glomeraceae. The record is from the annotation of a GenBank genome assembly.
AUGUGUUCUCAUUGUAAAUAUCCAAAUACCGGUUCCGGUUAUGCGUGGUGUCGUAAAUGUGAUCCAGGUCGAUUUAUAAAGGAAGGAAAGACAAGUGGAAACCCCAAAAUGGAUGAUUUGAUAAAGAAAAUUCACGAAUUAAAUUAUGUUCAUGGGGAUUUACAUAGUGGGAAUGUGCUUAUUUUUAAUGAUAGAUCGAAAAUUACAGAUUUGGGUCUUGCACGAUCUACAACCGAUAAAUCAAAUUCAAAUGUAAGUGGAGUACUUCCCUAUAUGGCCCCUGAAAUAAUAGAUAAAAAACCUUACACUACUUCAAGCGAUGUUUAUAGUUUCGGGAUUAUUAUGACAGAAAUAUCAACUGGAACGAUUUCUUAUGAGAAAAAUCAUUUUUCACUUGCAUUAGCAAUUAUUAAUGGACUGCGACCAAUAAUUGCUGAAGGAACCCCGGAUUGUUAUGUUGAUACAGUUAAAAAAUGUCUCGAUGCUAAUCCAAAAAAUAGACCUUCCGCAAAAGAUUUAAGUAAGAUAAUAAAAAAAUGGCGUAAAGAGUCUGUUCAGGAAUUUAAUAAUGCUGAUAAUGCUGAUAGUGCUGAUACAAAAACAACUUUACACCCUCUAGCAAGUUGUACUUUUGGUGUUUCUCGACAACGAAGAAAUAUUACAAAUUUUACGGGACUUCAAGUUGAAGUUCCUAACGCUAACGCUAAUAAAUGUAAAAACCUAAUCAUACAUCGAUAUGACAAGGUGAAGAAUAAUCAGUAUGGAAUAUGUCCUGAUUGUAAAAAAUCAAAUACCGGAGAAGCUUGGUGCGGUAAAUGUGAUCCAGUUUCAAAUGAGAAGAAAAGUCGUUCUAAUCCUAUUACGGUUGUACUUAAAAAGAUUAAAGGUUCAAAUAAUAUGUCAGAAAUUCUUAUAAAUGAGGAAUUUAUUAAUGCAGAUACAAUUGGUCCUCGAUACUCAUCUGGAAUGACGUUACAUCCUCAAGCAUAUUAUACAAGUCGUUCGUUACGUAUUCCGAACUUUUCUAAAUCAAAAAAUUUUUUGGAAGUGCAAUUUGAAAUAACUAAAGUCCUGCGACGAAAUGAAGACCAACAACAAAAUCCAUUCAACAUUUGUGGAUUAGAAAUGCUGGCAAUAUACAACGAACAAAUAUACCAAGGUCCACAAUAUAUUAUAACCUGGCUAAGUUGGAAAGACUGGAAUCAAGAGAUGCUGCUUAAUAAUUGGUGCCCCCAGCAGGAUAAUGAUCCUAAGCAUACGAAGCGUUUAGCUAAGGAAUUCCUGCUAGAAAUGUCCGAUCUGAAAAUUUAUGGGCGGUCGUUAAGAGGUAACGCAACCUCAAAAUGGUUUUGGGAUUUGGAGAGUGUUACGAAGGGAGAAUUCUCAGGAUAUUAUUAA